Molecule: messenger RNA, 588 nt
Organism: Bombina bombina (fire-bellied toad)
Lineage: Eukaryota; Metazoa; Chordata; Amphibia; Anura; Bombinatoridae
Gene: POLR2H
Product: RNA polymerase II, I and III subunit H
Exons: 6
Coding region: 57-509 (150 amino acids)
Biological process (GO): DNA-templated transcription
Cellular component (GO): RNA polymerase III complex; RNA polymerase I complex; RNA polymerase II, core complex
Molecular function (GO): DNA-directed RNA polymerase activity
Source: RefSeq, a predicted model, not a curated record
UUACGUAAUUAUCGGAACGGGAAGUGUGACAGAAGCAGCGUGUCUGUGUUUCUAUAAUGGCUGGCAUCCUGUUUGAGGAUAUAUUUGACGUGAAGGAUAUUGAUCCUGAAGGACGAAAAUUUGAUCGAGUUUCACGGCUACACUGUGAAAGUGAGUCUUUCAAAAUGGAUUUGAUUCUUGAUGUGAACAUUCAGAUAUAUCCUGUGGACCUUGGUGACAAGUUCCGUCUUGUCAUUGCAAGCACACUAUAUGAGGACGGCACAUUAGAUGAUGGAGAAUACAACCCAACUGAUGAUCGUCCCUCAAGAGCAGAUCAGUUUGAAUAUGUCAUGUAUGGGAAGGUCUAUCGGAUAGAAGGUGAUGAGACCUCUACAGAAGCUGCUACCCGCCUGUCUGCUUAUGUUUCAUAUGGGGGUUUACUCAUGAGGCUUCAAGGAGAUGCUAACAACUUGCAUGGGUUUGAGGUGGACUCUCGUAUUUACCUUUUAAUGAAGAAACUUGCUUUCUGAACAAGCAUAGGAGUAUUGGAGCCUUUACUGUAAUCUGUAUAAUUUUUUUUUAUUUAAAUAAACUAUUUUUUAUAGUUUC